Caenorhabditis bovis is the source of this 750-nucleotide messenger RNA. Lineage: Eukaryota; Metazoa; Nematoda; Chromadorea; Rhabditida; Rhabditidae. The record is from the annotation of a GenBank genome assembly.
AUGAAAUUCGAUAUUCAAGAAAAGGUGAAUUACAUGGCGAUGCAGCACGGCAUCAUCAGCAUUGGCGUUUCCGGCGGAUCAAUGCCGAGCAUCGUCGCCGAAGCGUUGAGCAACAUUCCCGAUUUUCAAUGGGAUCGCGUCAAGAUAUUUGUCGUCGAUGAGCGCAACGUUGAAGUGGACAGUGCCGAGAGCAACAUCGGCACCUAUUUGCGACUCAUCCCGAAAGCCCACAACAAAUCGCUGCUCAACUUCACGAUCUACGAGAAUCACGUGAAAACCGCGCACAUGUACGAGGCAACACUGCGCAAAAUGUUGCUGCCCGAGCAGAACGGACAAUACGCGCGAUUCGACAUUCUGCUUCUUGGAGUUGGACCGGAUGGGCACACGUGCAGCUUGUUUCCGGGUCUCGACGUGCCGAAAUUGACCGAUCAUCAUUGGGUGACCGCCGUGUCGGAAUCGCCGAAGCCGCCGUCGAAGCGAGUGACGCUCACGAUGCCGGUUUUGAACAACGCCAAGAACCUCGCGUUCAUCAUCACCGGCAAACCGAAAUCGCACGUGGUGAAAUCGAUAUACGACGGCGACAAAAAGUAUCCGGCGUCUCAAGUGCGACCCAUCAACAAUCGAUUGACGCUGAUUCUCGACGAGGACGCCGCCUCAGAUCUUCCGCGACCGUUGCCAACGCCGAAAGAUGCCGAGAAAUCGCCGCAAAAGAUGGAAAUCGAUGAGUCGCGUGAAAUGGAUAUGUCUUAA